AUAUCUUUUUCAAGCAUGACCAAAAUUUUCCUCCUUCGCUUUAAACUUUUCCAGGUUCCGUGAGCAAUUCAAAAUCCGAAGCUCGACCGCGCUCUGACUCAUCUGAUCCUCUGUCGCAACCGAAAGAUAUAAAGAAUACGGCAGCUCCAGCGUCCCUCGCGGCAUGGAGAAAUUUAUUGUCGGCAUCAUUGGCAUGGGUGACAUGGGAAAGAUGUACGCGCAGAAGCUGAGCGAUGCUGGCUGGAGAGUAAUAGCCUGUGAUAGAGAAGAGCUAUAUGAUGGUCUACAGCAAGAGUUCGCCAGCAGGAGCAAUAUACAAAUUCUCCGAAAUGGUCAUCUUGUAUCCCGUGCGAGUGAUUAUAUCAUCUACAGCGUAGAAGCUGCAGCUAUCGACCGCGUCGUCGCCGAAUAUGGCCCUUCAACCAAGCUCGGCGCCAUCGUCGGUGGACAGACGUCCUGUAAAGAUCCCGAAAUUAAGGCUUUCGAAGACCAUCUCCCAGCAGACGUGGAUAUCGUCUCCUGCCAUUCUCUCCACGGUCCAAAAGUCGAUACGAGAGACCAGCCACUAGUCAUAAUCAAACACCGCGCAUCCCAGGACUCCUUCGACAAAGUCGAAACCGUCCUGAAAUGUCUACACUCGAAGCACGUGUACCUGACGGCGCACGAGCACGACCGCAUCACGGCGGACACGCAGGCGGUGACGCACGCGGCCUUCCUCAGCAUGGGCAAGGCGUGGCACUCGAUGCGGCAGUUCCCGUGGGAGAACACGCGGUACGUGGGCGGGAUCGAGAACGUCAAGAUCAACCUGACGAUGCGCAUCUACAGCCAGAAGUGGCACGUCUACGCCGGCCUCGCCAUCCUCAACCCCGAGGCCCGCAAGCAGAUCGACCAGUACGCCAAGAGCGUCACCGAGCUGUACAAGUUGAUGUUAGGCGGUCACCUCGACGAGCUGCGCGCGCGGGUCCUCAGUGCGAAGGAGAAGGUCUUCGGAAAGGAGCGCGAGCCGAAGUGGGAGGAUAAACCCUUGCUUAAGGAUGAGGUGCUGGACCAGUUUAGCCUGGGCGCCCCGAGACCGGAUAGCAAGCCCCUUCCGAACAAUCACUUGAGUCUCCUGGCGAUGGUGGAUUGUUGGAGCGCCUUGGGGAUUGUGCCGUACGACCACAUGAUAUGCAGCACGCCGCUGUUCCGCCUGUGGCUGGGCGUCACCGAACACCUGUUCCGGGACCCGGAUCGCCUGGACGAGGCGCUCAGGAUCGCGGUCGAGGAUAACACGUUCAGGAGCGACGACCUCGAGUUCACGUUCGCGGCGAGGGGCUGGGCUGAGUGUGUCGGGCUGGGACACUUCGAGACGUGGAGGGAGCGGUUCAUGGUCACGCAGAAGUUCUUCGAGGAGAGGUUUCCGACGGCGGUGGAGGUGGGUAAUAAGAUGGUCAAGGCGGUGCUGGAGAGUACGAAGAAUUAGACGGUUCACUGUCUACACUACGUAUCUAGGGACUAGGGGUUAGGGGGUAAUGGGGUGGGUUGGCUACUUUGAUUUAUGGUGCGUAUACGUUGUGCUUUAAUGCAGUUCCUUAUGCUUAUAGAAUCAGUUUCAGGGGAAUUCGCCAUGGAUUUAUAUUCAUGCCCAAUUUUCAAUGGAAGAACUGGUCGUAUAGACAAUAAAACAAAACCUCUAGAACCCCAGAACCCAACUAGAACCCCGGAAGAAGUUGAGUGGCUAUGAUUUCCCUUUGAACAUUAAUCUGAACAUACAUAUAUGCG
Molecule: messenger RNA, 1761 nt
Organism: Annulohypoxylon truncatum
Lineage: Eukaryota; Fungi; Ascomycota; Sordariomycetes; Xylariales; Hypoxylaceae
Product: prephenate dehydrogenase
Exons: 6
Coding region: 164-1462 (432 amino acids)
Biological process (GO): L-tyrosine biosynthetic process
Molecular function (GO): prephenate dehydrogenase (NAD+) activity; NADP binding; prephenate dehydrogenase (NADP+) activity
Source: RefSeq, a predicted model, not a curated record